UAAUAAAGGAUUCAACAACAUUGCGACCCGCAUCUGGCCAAACUUAAAGGUCAUCGACUGCAUUGCUGGAGGUCCUUUUAUUCAUUAUGUGUACACAUUGCGUCACCAGUAUAUUGGCUCAGAGAUUGCUAUAUAUAGUCCGUUAUAUGCUGGCACCGAAGGCUUGUUUGGAAUGAAUUUAUGGCCGGAUCGAGUACCGAUGAACUACCUCUUGUUUCCUUAUGGAAUAUUUUAUGAGUUUAUUCCUUUGGCUAACGUACACGACACUGUGCCACCGACACUGUUCAUGGACCAGCUGGAGAAAGGUCAAGAUUACGAAAUUGUUUUAACUACACGUGCUGGACUGUAUCGGUAUCGGCUCGGUGACAUUGUUCGUGUGGUGGACUUUUUCCAGCAGUGCCCGGUUAUCGAGUUCCAAUACCGUUCUGGACAAUUGUUGAACAUUAAAGCUGAAAAGGUUUCGGAAGUCGUCAUGUUAGACGCCAUUAAACAAGCUGUGGAUUCGUUGGACGUAAAAGUUGAGAGGAUUGUGGAUUUCACAGCGUGCGAAAGUUUGACACGCGAUGCAGCUGAACUAGGCAAAGAUGUCUCGAUUUCCAGUGUACCGUGCUAUGUGGUCUUCCUGGAACUGACCAUUACUGGUGCCGUCAACUUGAAGGAAGUCCAACUGGCUUUGGCUGAUAAAGUGGAUGAACGGCUGGCGCACAAUCACAGUGACUACAAACUGUACCGCAGUAAGGGCGCCAUUGGUCCACUGGAGCUGUACCUCCUUAAACCCGCAUCCUUUGUUCGCAUGAGGAACUAUAUGCUGGAUAACAGCGGUUCGUCGCCCAGCCAACUGAAGAUGCCGCGAGUACUGCGCAAACCCGAACUAGUCAAAUUCAUAUGGGGUGAACGCGUUUAAUAUUAAUAUUAUUUUCUUUUUGUUGGUCACUCUUAUGUCGGCUAAUACUGGACUGUAGCAGAUGUUGUUUGUGGGACGCUGUGGCAGUAAAUGGUUGUACGGUGUACCAGUGUCGAUUUCGGGGUAGUGUCAAAUGCAGAUCACAAGGCUGUUCUGCACUUUAGUCUUUAGUACCUCGAAAUUUGUUCGCCAGUUACAAAAAUUUUUUCGAGUUGA
This is a messenger RNA of Paramacrobiotus metropolitanus, 1120 nucleotides long. RefSeq names its product GH3 domain-containing protein-like. The transcript has 7 exons. Gene Ontology annotation, molecular function: acid-amino acid ligase activity. Gene Ontology annotation, cellular component: cytoplasm. The record is from RefSeq and is a predicted model, not a curated record. Bases 173 to 904 code for a protein of 243 amino acids. Lineage: Eukaryota; Metazoa; Tardigrada; Eutardigrada; Parachela; Macrobiotidae.